AUGUCGACUCCUGUUGUAGACCUCGACGUUUUCCACUGUGUAGACGAUUUGAUCAUUGCGCGUGCAAACGAAGACAACAACGAACCUAUCAUCGCAUACCCCAAAUCAGAUGGCACGCUUACAGACUUCCAAUGUCUGACGGCAAAGGAUAUACAUCAACUCACAAAUGUGGCUGUCGAAAAACUCUUGAGCCAAGGCCUCAGGCGAGUUGAUAAGGACAGCGAUGAGGCGGAGACUAUCGCCCUGCUGGGCCUAUCUGACUUGGACUAUAUGUUGACAAUGUUUGGCCUGAGCCGGCUGGGGUACACGGUGUUUCUGCUCUCCCCAAGACUCGCAACGGAGGCUUAUACGAGCCUGCUAAGGGAAACCGGGUGCGGAACUGUGUGCUACGACCCAAAGCUGGAAGCAACUGUGAGCAAGAUCCGUAAAGUCGAGGGUUUGCGGCUGCUGCCAAUCUUGGAAAGUGGCGAGCUCGAUGAUGCGGCGAAAGCCAGGCCUCCUACCAGACGAGCAGACGGGAAACCCUCUGCGAAGCACAAGGUGGCGUUUAUUCUGCACUCAUCAGGCUCGACGGGCCUGCCUAAACCGAUUUACCAGACUCACCGAGCGUGUCUUGAGAACUAUUCCAGAGGGCAUGGCCUCCGCGGUUUGUUAACCGUGCCCCUUUACCACACACACGGCCAUGCAUGUUUGUUCCGAGCGAUUUUCAAGCGAGCAACCCUUUAUUUUAUGAAUGCGAGGCUCCCAUUGACAUCGACGAACUUGACUGCGGUGUUGGAAGCUGUCAGACCUGCAAUCAUGUUUACAGUGCCGUACGCACUGGGCCUGCUCGCCGAAACAGACCGCGGGAUCAGAGCCAUGCAAGCCUGCAAAAUUGUCUCGUCGGCCGGAAGCCAGGUCCCCGACGAACUGGGUGACCUGCUUGUUAACUGUGGCGUCCAUUUGAUCUCACACUGGGGCUCAACCGAAACGGGAGCUCUCAUGGACUCGAUGCGUUCCCGGGACGACAAGGACUGGUCGUACAUGUCGGUCUUCCCCGCCGCAAAGCCUUUCGUCAUGAUGAGGCCGUUGGGAGCACAGAGCUACGAACUAGUAGUGCUCGAUGGGCUGAAAUCAAAGACUGCGACAAACUCGGACGACCCGCCGAACUCGUUCCACACCCGAGACACGUUUGCCGCCCAUCCCACCAAACCAGAUCGUUGGAAGUAUACGGGCAGGCUGGACGACCGAGUGACCCUCACAAACGGCGAGAAGGUGCUGCCUUCGGUCAUGGAAGGCCGUUUGCGCCAACAUCCCCUCAUUCGCGAGGCUGUCGUGUUUGGAAUCGGGCGAGCUUUGCCCGGUGUAUUACUGUUUCGCAGUUCGCCCGCAGCUGCCAUGAGUGACGAGGAAUAUGUUGAACACGUAUGGCCUUUUGUCGACGAAGCAAAUUCCAAGGUCGAGUCCUUUGCUUGCAUAUCAAGAGAAAUGAUCCUGCCUAUUGGGGCAGAGGUCGAUUACCCUCAAACGGAUAAAGGCACCAUUAUUCGCGCUCAAGUGUACAAAGCGUUCGAAAGAAUCAUUGACGACAAGUAUGAAGCGCUCAACUUAAACGCGAAAGGAGAUCUGAGACUCAAUCACCACGAUACGGAGCGCUUGAUUCUGGACAGUUUCAAGAAAGAAGGGUCAAUUGAGCUUCUUUCGGCAGACACAGAUUUCUUCUCCGCCGGUGUAGACAGCCUGCAGGCCACGAAGAUGGCAGCGUCUCUCCGAGGAAAGCUGUACCUCCCGAGCGCAAAGGCCUUGACGCCCAAUACGAUCUUUGAACAUGCAACGGCAGCAAGAUUGGCCCGGUAUCUGGUCGGGCUCCAGGACGGGAGAGAGCGCGAGGACGAGGAUGAAGUAGACGUUAUGGAGAGGAUGAUCGAGAAAUACUCGACAUUAUCGACAUUUGUGCCGGUCGACAGGGGUCAAAGCUCUGGACAUUUUGUGGUACUUACCGGAGCAACAGGCUCUCUUGGCAGCCAUAUCCUUGCUGUGCUUCUGCAGCGGCCAGAAAUCAAAAAAGUUUACUGCCUCGUACGCUCUUCAGCGGACGAAGAGGCCAAGCAACGGAUCCUCUCAGCCCUUACAGAUCGAGAUCUGUCGUUGCCAAAAGAGCACGAACAGCGUGUGGUUGGCCUACACAGCGAUCUAGGCCGGGAAGACCUUGGUCUCGAGCCACGGGUGCUCAGCGAGCUGCGAAACAGCGUUUCGUUGAUCAUCCACAAUGCUUGGGCGGUGAAUUUCAACCUGGGCCUGCGCAGCUUCGAGGGCCAGCAUAUAAAAGGGACACAGAACCUCCUCAAUCUCGCCCUGUCGGUCCGAGCAGCGCGGCCGGCGGGAUUCGCCUUACUCUCAUCGGUGUCAGUGGCAUCAGCAACACGGCAGGAGAGCCCCGUUGCAGAGACACUGCUGGAAGAUCUCGACUCGGCGACCAUGGGCUAUGGGAGGUCCAAGCUCGUCGCAGAACACAUGGUACACAACGCGGCAGCCUUUGGAGUCGAGGGCCGCGUGAUUCGUGUCGGGCAAAUCGUCGGGGACAGUCAACAGGGAUUGUGGAACGAUUCCGAGUCGAUACCACUCAUCGUUCGCUCCGCACUGACGCUGGGAUGUCUGCCCGAAUUGCAAGAGUCUUGCUCCUGGAUCCCCGUUGAUUUCGUUGCCAAGAUCAUCGUUGAACUAUGUUCCAACGAGACAGCACCUCCCGGAGCAGGAGCAGGAGGGGGCCGGGAAGUCAAUCCUUCAGCAACAGGAGCCUGCUGCCGCUUCUACAACGUCGUGAAUCCAACGUCAUUCUCCUGGACGGACGACUUACUUCCGUUGCUGCGGCGGGCCGGACUGUCUUUCGAGUCCGUCUCCCCGCAAGAAUGGCUGGCGCAACUGGCAGCCAGUGAGCAGGAUCCGGCUGUCAACCCCACCGUCAAACUGAGAUCGACCUACGAGGGUCGUUACGGGACCGCCGAGAGGACGGCCGAUGAGGGCAUGAGGCAGCACACAAACAGGCAGGUGGUGUUUUCGACGGACAGAGCACAACGGGAGAGCGAGACGAUGAGGAACUUGCCGGAUCUGCUUGUCGGCGGGUACGUGGAGAAGUUCGUUGCGCGCUGGGUAGAAAAGUGGCAGGAUCAAGGUGUUCGGGGUCGAGAAGGCAAGUUCUGCUUGUGA
Messenger RNA from Fonsecaea erecta, 3186 nucleotides. RefSeq lists its product as hypothetical. The record is from RefSeq and is a predicted model, not a curated record. Gene Ontology annotation, molecular function: phosphopantetheine binding. The coding region runs from base 1 to 3186 and encodes 1061 amino acids. The transcript is spliced from 4 exons. Lineage: Eukaryota; Fungi; Ascomycota; Eurotiomycetes; Chaetothyriales; Herpotrichiellaceae.